This is a messenger RNA of Gamsiella multidivaricata, 765 nucleotides long. Its product is annotated as trypsin-like cysteine/serine peptidase domain-containing protein. Gene Ontology annotation, molecular function: serine-type endopeptidase activity. Bases 1 to 765 code for a protein of 254 amino acids. The record is from RefSeq and is a predicted model, not a curated record. The transcript has 4 exons. Lineage: Eukaryota; Fungi; Mortierellomycota; Mortierellomycetes; Mortierellales; Mortierellaceae. Gene Ontology annotation, biological process: proteolysis.
AUGCACAUUCCAUCCAUUAUAGCGCUCAUCGUUUCCCUCGCAUUCGCAGCCACGUCUUCGGCCUCGCCCGUCCUAGAGAAGAGAAUCGUCGGUGGCGAGCCUGGCCAGGAAGGCGAACUGCCAUUCAUCGCACAGUUUGUGAGCCGCUUCAGUCCCUGUACCGGCUUCCUCAUUGGGCCUCAAACUAUCAUGACUGCUGCUCACUGUCUGAGAAACCGAUCCCGUACCGGCAUUAUAGUCGGUGGCACCGUGUAUAAGGUCGGCAACUCCACCGAGGUCGCCGAGUACGUGCCUCAUCCGCAAUACAACGGAACAUUGAACGUCAACGACAUUGGCCUAGUCUUCCUUUCCAAGAAGGCCAAUGGCCCUUUCGCACAAAUUGGCAGCAAGUACCCUGAGGCGAACAGCAAGAUCAUGGCUGCCGGCUUUGGCUAUAUUGACACUAGAGGUACCGAAACCGACGUCCUUCGUAAGGUUCGCUUGAAUGUCGGAGGUACGCAGACAUGCAAGGCCUACAAAGCCAAUUUUCAGAAGAAGACGCAGUUUUGUACCACGGAUACUCCCCUGGGCCAUGCAGUUUGCGGCGGCGAUUCCGGUGGACCUUUGUACACUGGCUCCGGUGAGAAGUUGCGUGUGGUUGGGAUUGUCAGCCAUGGCGUCGGCGAAAAUAUGUGUGGUGUCAAGGGCGCCUACCAAUACUACACAUUUAUCAAGCCUUACCUCUCCUGGGUCAAAGCCGAAAUCAAGCAAUUCGAGAAGAACUAA